UAUGAUCGCCACGUUUUGCGAACUGCUGCUGACUCUGUGGCUCUUGGGCCAUGGGCUCCUGCUGCUUCCGGUGCACGGAAGCACGGUCCCACACUCGGUCGAAGUGCGCAUCCGGGAGGAUCCGGACCUGUCGCAGUUUUACUCGCUGAUCGAGCAGGAUAACGACCUACUGUACCAGUUGAAGCACCGGUCGCUGACCGUGUUCGCUCCGUCCAACCGGGCCUUUCAGCGUUACUCCGGCAACAAGACGCACGUCCGGUAUCACAUAACAACCAAAGCGAUCAAGCUGAAGGAGCUGGGUGACACGGUGCACACGCUGCUGAACGGGAACCCGCCGCUGUACGUGACACGUCGUAAGAUGCCCCGGGACGUGGGCCACGCCCGCGAGGAGAUUUUUCUCAACAACGCCAUGGUGCUGCUCGAACGGUCGGAUUACAACUACACUAGCGACAUCAACAAAAAACAGGUACUGCACAUCAUCGACGACGUGCUGACACCGGUCGGCAUUGGGGCGAACGAAACGCGUUUCUCCUACAGUCUCGAUGCCUGGCAGCUCCUGCAGAACGCUGAAUCGAUCCCGGGGCUGGCACCACAGCGUAUCGGCGUCUUCCGGAAGAAGGUAUCGCAGCUGCAACAGGAGCAGAUCUUCCGGGCGGCCGGUCUCUUCACGUUCUUCAUUCCGGUGGAGUCGCACUCGAAGGUACGCGAGCCCCCUCAUCCGCCCAUGACGCGGCUCGACCGGAUGGCGCUGGAGGGUCACGUGGUACCGGGCCGGGCCCUGUUCACCGUGCCGGCACCGUACGACGAACCAUUCCCGACGCUGGCGUUUGGCGAUAACACCAAGAUUACGGCCAACCUCAUCCAUUACGGCACCGGCCGGGACUCUCGAGUGUUUGUGAUGUCGCGUACGAUGCUGACCAACUCGCGGCUCUCGUCCGGGGCGGUGGUAGCCGAAAUCGUCAAGGCCAACAUUCCGGUCACCAAUGGGGUGGUGCAUCUGAUCCACCGACCGCUGGUGAUCGUUGACAUGAAGAUCGCCCAGUUUCUGCAGGAGCAAGAGGACGGUAUCGUGUCCAAGUUUACCGAGCUGAUCGAAGAUUACGUGCCAGAGUUUUUCCAGCUGCUGCAGUCGUCCGCCAGCAAGACGCUGCUGGUGCCGGACAACGAUGCCGUCAAUCGUAUCAUCGGAUCGAACUUCUUGACUGACCGGAAGAAGAUGCAGGAGAUACUGGCGAUGCACCUGAUCCGCGACUCGAUGCCGAUCGACAAGAUCAAGCGAGCCAACCAGGCACAGUUGUAUCAAAUUCCGACCGCUUCGCGGCGCAUGUUCCUGUACUUUAAUGUGCUGGAGAACCGGGAAACGCGCGACCAGCGGGUGACGGUCGAGGGCGGUGGCGUAAACGCGACUGUACUGCUGAACGACAUCACCACCAUCGACGGCUACAUCCACAUCAUCGAUCGCGUCCUCGGUCUACCGUAUAUGACCGUGCAGCAGAAGAUUGAAUCGGACCCGAUGCUCAAUCUCACCAACCACUUCGGGCGGCUAAACGGUUUCAACCAUCAGCUAGGCAAGACGACCAAGCGGUACACAUACUUCGUGCCUCGCGACAAGGCCUGGAUUCAAUGGUUCUACGACCAUCCCGCCGCCCGGCUAGACUCGUUCGUGCGAAACCUAAACCAGACGCGGGCCGUUCUCGAGCGCCACCUGAUCGUCGCGGACCGGGUGUUCAGUAUGGGCGAGCUGAAAAACAUGUCUAUCGAGACACUGAUUCUGCCUACAAUCGGCCCGGUUCCGCUGCGUAUUCGCGUCCGAGAGGAGGAUCGUCGCUUUUUCAUGCAAUGGAGGGAUACGGGAAAGUGGAUCAACGUGUUCCGCCACGAUGUCGAGUGCACCAACGGGCUGAUACACGUCAUCGAUGCGCCGUUUCUGCUGGACGAGGAUCUAUCGGGCGACACCAGCCAGGGGACGCGGCUAGUCGCCAGUUGCGUUUGGCCCCUCCUAGGUGCUGUCCUAGGAGUUCCACUCAUCACCAACGUGCUGACGCAACUGUUCGCACGCACGCGCCUGCAGCAGCAGCAGUGGUAGAUCCGCGUGCCGCCAUAGCUUGUCAUAUGAUUUCAUUCCAUCGUGUCCGUGUGCAUGUAUGAACUAUUUGAACUGUGCAGUAUUUUUAGGAACCGACAGCUCCCAGGUUAAUUCGUCCUUUGUCAGUUUGUUUCCUGCCUACGUGUGUAGCCCAGCCUUACUCUCUCUCUCUCUUGUUCUUUAUCUCUGUAGCUGUUAAUAUUAUUAAGUUAAGAUUGAUUAAGUAGACGUCCGACGUUAGGUCGCUAAGUUAGGAGCAAACGGCAAACGGCAUUCGUUCUACUUAGGCCCCUGCUCUUCCCUUAGUUAUUACCACAUGGAAGUAUUUCUUGCGAAUUCGGCGAAAUUAAACUACAGUGAGAGAUGCAGAGGAAAAGAUAAAGAAAGAAUGGAAGUCCGAAGAAUCUCAUUCAAGCAGCACCAAACCUAAGGUGCUUCCCAUUCAUUCUCGAUGUAAAUAGAUCUCCAGGUUCGCCCACAAUUUUCAAACCUAACGUCAUUGUUAGGUGGUGGUGUUCUCCCUUACAGCCAGCCAUCUGUCGCAUCUACUACAAGCCUUACGACGCCAUUUCAAGAUGCCUCUGGUGUGCCUUACGACAACAUAAACCGAACGCAGUGGUAAUAUUUACUUCUAUCAUACAUAAUGACCGUGACCGUUGUGCG
This is a messenger RNA of Anopheles bellator, 2749 nucleotides long. RefSeq names its product fasciclin-1 (gene Fas1). Gene Ontology annotation, cellular component: extracellular matrix. Gene Ontology annotation, biological process: extracellular matrix organization; cell adhesion. Gene Ontology annotation, molecular function: cell adhesion molecule binding. The record is from RefSeq and is a predicted model, not a curated record. Lineage: Eukaryota; Metazoa; Arthropoda; Insecta; Diptera; Culicidae.